AUGGUGCUGGCGAGGUUGGCGGGGAUAAGGGUCUUUGGGACGGGGGGGUUGGGCGGCGUGCAUCGUGGGGGGGAGAGCUCGAUGGAUGUGUCGGCGGAUUUGACGGAGUUGGGGAGGACCAGGGUGGCGGUUGUGAGUAGUGGGUGUAAGGGGUUUUUGGAUAUUCCGAGGACGUUGGAGUUUUUGGAGACGCAGGGGGCGUUUGUGGCGACGUUUGCGGAUGGCCGAGAGGUGGUGGACGGGAAGGGGGUGGAUUUCCCGGCUUUUUGGGCGCGUGACAGCGGCGUGCCGAGCCCGGCGGUCGUGAGGGACGAGAGGGAUGCCGCGGCCAUUAUCUUGGCGCAGGAGCGGUUGGGCGUGGAAUCGGGGAUGUUGUUUGCGAAUCCGAUCCCCGAAGAGGCGGGGAUACCGAGGAAGGAGAUGGAGCUGGUGAUUGAGACGGCUGUGAGGGAGGCGGCGGAGAAGGGAUUCACCGGGAGUGCCAACACGCCGUAUGUCCUCACUCGGAUCAGGCAGCUCACCGAGGAGAGAAGCACGACGGCAAAUGUAGCGUUGGUGCGGUCCAAUGUUGCGCGUGCAGCCAAGAUCUCGGUCGAGCUGGCGAAACUGCUGGACGGGGCGCCAGUGACGGUCAAGGCGGGCGUUGACGGAACCAAACAAGCAUCAACUCCGGCGGCCAAAGUCCAAUCAGGGGUAGAUACAGCGGCCAAGCCACAGGAUCCCCAUCCGGUGGACGUCCUCGUAGCAGGCUCAGUGGCCCUUGAUUUGAACUGCGACUACGCUGGUGGCAAGACAGUGACCCCAGCCCUACACACAUCUAACCCUUCCAGUAUAAGCCAGUCCGUCGGCGGCGUCGGGCACAACAUCGCCCUCGCAGCCCACAGAAUCAGCGGCGACGGGAAGGUCCGCCUCUGCAGCAUGGUCGGCGAUGACAUCGCCGGCUCAACCAUCCUCUCCACCCUCCGAGCCACAGGCCUCGACACCUCCAGCAUCCGCCAGCUCGGCACCGAGUUCCCGUCCGCCCGCACGGCCCAAUACGUAGCCGUCAACGACGCCGACAAGAACCUCGUCAUGGCCAUGGCCGACAUGGACAUCUUCUCCACCCACUCCUUCCCCUCAGACUGGACCUCCACCGUCGCCACCGCCCAACCUAAAUGGCUCGUCGUCGACGCCAACUGGUCCGAGACCGACAUCCAGACCUGGCUGCGCGCCGGCGCCCACCAUAACGCACGCACCGCCUUCGAGCCCGUCUCAGCCGCCAAAUCCCAGCGCCUCUUCCCCAUCAUCCCCAAAAACAACAAACCCACCCUCGGCGUCUACCCCCGCCCCACCGUCGACCUCUGCACCCCCAACCAGCACGAGCUGCUCGCCAUGUACGAGGCCGCGCGCGCCCGCGGCUACCUGGAGCACGACGCGCCGUGGUUCGGCGUGCUGGACGGGUUCGGCAUCCUGCGCGGGGCGCGCGAGCGUUUUGUGGAUAUCGCCGGCGCGGCGGUCGCGGAUUCGGGCGUGCCCGUGCAGUGCGUCAAUCUGCUGCCGUAUAUCCCGACCAUUGUGGCCAAAAUGGGGGCGGGCGGGGCGUUGUUGGUGAUGGUGUUGGGGAAGGGGGAUCCCAGGUUGCGGGAUCCGGAGCAGGCGAGGUUUGUGGUCAGUCGGUCGGUGGAUGGGCGGGGGGAGGUGGGCGGCGUGUAUAUGAGGCUGUUUCCGGUGGUGGAGAGGGUGGAGGAUGUGGUGUCGGUGAAUGGGAUUGGGGAUACGUUUAUGGGGGUGUUGGUGGCGGGGUUGGCGAUGGGGGGGAAGGUGGAAGGGCUGAUUGAUGUUGCGCAGAGGGCGGCGGUGUUGACGUUGAGGAGUAAGGAGAGUGUUAGUGCGGAGGUUAGGGGGCUGAGGGGGGAUUUGAGGAGGGCGGUUGAGGAGUCGCGGUGA
Molecule: messenger RNA, 1926 nt
Organism: Chaetomium globosum CBS 148.51
Lineage: Eukaryota; Fungi; Ascomycota; Sordariomycetes; Sordariales; Chaetomiaceae
Exons: 2
Coding region: 1-1926 (641 amino acids)
Molecular function (GO): pseudouridylate synthase activity
Source: RefSeq, a predicted model, not a curated record